This is a messenger RNA of Solanum verrucosum, 726 nucleotides long. RefSeq lists its product as uncharacterized. Bases 1 to 726 code for a protein of 241 amino acids. The transcript has 3 exons. The record is from RefSeq and is a predicted model, not a curated record. Lineage: Eukaryota; Viridiplantae; Streptophyta; Magnoliopsida; Solanales; Solanaceae.
AUGCCUCCACGAAGACCAGUCAGAGGUCAUCCUGCUAGACGCAAUGUUGAUGAACAAGAGUUACCCAAUGCACCUGAAGUGCAACCGCAAGGAGAAGUGACAAAUGCUAAGUUCCGUGAGGCUAUUAGGAUGCUCAGUCAAGUUGUGACUAACCAAGCUGGGCACCAGAGAGGAGCUCGACAAGAAGAGGCUGGCACUUCAAGGAUUCGUGAGUUCUUGAGGAUGAAUCCCCUAAUUUUCACUGGUUCGAGCACUGCAGAGUAUUCAGAGAACUUCAUUGAGAAACUGAAAAAGGUUUUUGAUAUGAUGCAUGUUACUGAUACUGCGAAAAUUGAGCUAACUGCAUAUCAGAUGAAAAAUAAACAGAAGGGACAUGCUCCAUCAUCAGCUAAUGCACCUACUCCUAAGAACAAGGGUGAGUACUAUGGUCAGAAUUAUAGAGCUAAGCCUGCCUAUUCUCAUAGCAGUAUGGCGCAAAGGGGUAGUAAGCCUCCUACCUGCGCCAAGUGUGGUAGGAACCAUUCAGGGAAAGGACAAGCCCGCGUUUCUGGAGCUUGUACUGGUUGUGGACCCCAUGAGGAAGACGACACGAGGGAUCGUACUGGUUACUAUACGAGGGUGUAUGUAGAUGUGUAUGUAUCGAUGGGUCUGGGAAGAAAUGAGAUGCUGUAUGAAUCGGAAUUGCUGGGCUGUUUUUGGGCUGGUUUGGUCUUAAAACCUGGCUGA